AUGUUGGCCCAAGGUAGAAACGCUGCCCAUAGUACGAACCGAUUCGCCGUCACUUCAGGCGCCCCCGUCUACGCUCACCCUGCCCCCGUCGCUCCACAGAAAAUAAACACUUCACCGCAGAUGUCAGGGGUGAAUGGGGAUUUAAUUGGCUCUGCUCGCGGCAUGAGUGUGUUUAGGAUAGCCUCUGAUGAGAGCCAACAAGCCAGGCUCAAUACGCGAGGCAAGGACAAGAGAAACCCCUCUCCCACCAACGGCCGACGAAAGGCGGAUGACUCCACAGUCAAGGCUCCCAUUACGAAGAAAUCUAAGACCAAUACCGCUGUUAUCAAGAGUGACAUGAAUUUCUCGGAUGAAGGGCCCACGAUGAGACUGGAGGAGGGCGGAACCAUGUCAAAGAUGACGGACGACGAGAAGCGAAAGAACUUUCUCGAGCGCAAUCGCGUCGCUGCCCACAAGUGUCGUCAAAGGAGGAAACAAUGGCUUACUCAACUGCAGACCAAGGUUGAGUUGUUCACUACGGAGAACGAUACCUUGAUGGCGCAAAUCGCCCAUCUCAGAGAAGAGACAGUCAACCUAAAGACACUCCUUGUUGCACACAAGGACUGUCCAGUUAAUUAUCAGCAAGAACUCUAUAUUAGGAUACAUAGCGGUAUUUCUUAUAGUGUAAGAUAUACGGAAAGGUGCGUAUAUAACUAA
Fusarium oxysporum Fo47 is the source of this 696-nucleotide messenger RNA. RefSeq names its product bZIP transcription factor. The transcript has 3 exons. The coding region runs from base 1 to 696 and encodes 231 amino acids. Gene Ontology annotation, biological process: regulation of transcription by RNA polymerase II. Lineage: Eukaryota; Fungi; Ascomycota; Sordariomycetes; Hypocreales; Nectriaceae. Gene Ontology annotation, molecular function: DNA-binding transcription factor activity, RNA polymerase II-specific; RNA polymerase II cis-regulatory region sequence-specific DNA binding. The record is from RefSeq and is a predicted model, not a curated record.